Messenger RNA from Penaeus vannamei (Pacific white shrimp), 1153 nucleotides. Lineage: Eukaryota; Metazoa; Arthropoda; Malacostraca; Decapoda; Penaeidae. The record is from RefSeq and is a predicted model, not a curated record.
AGUCUCAUAUGUGUUGGUUCCACAACUCAGUGUCCCCGCGGUUCCAUUGUCGUACAAACUUUCCUCCAAUUUUUCUUGUAUUUUCCACUAUUUAAUUGACUAAAAUGCCGCGCCGACGGAUCGUAGAGGACAGCAGUGACGAGGAGCCGUCACAGAGCCAACCAGCAUCACAGCUGUCACAGAGUCAGGGCGGUGGUGAGAUCUCUGACCAGGACAAGAAAGUGCUUGCUGGCAAUGUUUGCAACUACUUCUUGGUGUCUGAUUGCAAAAAGAUUCCAGCAAAAAGAUCAGAUAUUGUUAAGUCUGUCCUAAAAGACCAUGGUAGACAUUUCAAAGAAGUAAUGGCCGAAGCUAAUCGAAUAAUGGAAAGGGUCUAUGGGUACAAAGUAGUGGAGCUGGAGAAGAAGAAUCAGUUCAUCAUGAUUAACACCCUGAUGAUGAACAAUCAAGAUGAUGACGACUUGCUGUUGGCUCCCACAAGCAAUAGUGAAGUGGCCAACAUCGGACUCGUAACAGCCAUUCUUGCUGGAAUUUUCAUGUCAGGCCAAGUGAUGCAGGAAGGGCCAAUGCGGGAGUAUUUGAAAAAACUCGGCAUUGAUAUUGACUCCCGAGAAGAGCACCCUACCUUUGGCAACGUCACAAGAUAUAUUCAUCAAGACCUUGUAAGACAGCAGUACCUCCAGAUCACCCUGAACAAAGAUGUGGAACCUCCCUCCAAUGAAUACCGCUGGGGGGAACGAGCACACAAAGAGUUGAGCAAGAAGGAUAUUCUCGAGUUAGUUUGCAAGGUGUAUGGAAAUCAGACUAGACCAGAGGAUUGGGUUGCCCAGUGGAAGAUUGUCAAAAAGGAGGAAAAAGAGAGCUGACAUGUUUGUCAUGUUACAAAGUCUUUUUUUUUUUUUACUUUCUUUCUUUCUUUCAAAUUUUCUGUUUUUUCAUGUGACAUGAAUGACUUUUUGUAGUCUGUUGCUAAUGCUUGAAUUAUAUUACUUGAAUGUCUCUAAGAAAUAUUCCUGUUACUAGAAUUGUAGUUGUUCUUAGUGUACACUUUUUAAGUCGGAAUUGAGAGGAGUACAUGAAAUAGCAGAUUUGACAGUCAUUGAUAUUUUUAUAUAUUUGUGCAGGUGCUCAGCAUAUAAAUAUUAUUGAUAAA